Molecule: messenger RNA, 4477 nt
Organism: Solenopsis invicta (red fire ant)
Lineage: Eukaryota; Metazoa; Arthropoda; Insecta; Hymenoptera; Formicidae
Product: ubiquitin-protein ligase E3C
Exons: 6
Coding region: 715-3909 (1064 amino acids)
Biological process (GO): ubiquitin-dependent protein catabolic process; protein polyubiquitination
Molecular function (GO): protein binding; ubiquitin protein ligase activity
Source: RefSeq, a predicted model, not a curated record
CAUUGAAUUCACUACGAUACCUUCAAAAAUACUCCGGGACUCUAAACAACGCAAACUCGUAUGUGCAAAUUAAAAUAAUUUUCAAUUUUCAAUUCAUUCGAAUGUAUCUUUGUUUGCUGGGAUAAUAAAAGAAUUCCACGAGGCACGGGCGCUCGUAGUUACGCGUAUGCAUCGAGCAACCACGCUAUCGCAAGCGCGGCGCAUCCACGGGGUCGAGCAGACGAAUCAGACGGCAUUGGCAUUGGGUCCUCGCCGAGAGGCCGAAACAUGGCGAGCCUCGAUGACUAGACGUGUACGGAGACGUGCUGUAAGCUGUACGCGCGAUUCCAUCGCUGACGUCGUCGUCGUUGUCUUUGUCCGGCGAUGGACCGUAGAGGAUCGACCGUGGAGGAGUGCUUCAAGGUAUCGCAGAUCCGUCAUCGCGGCGUCUGUUAGUGGUCGACGUCAGUUUGCCUCGUCGAGAAUCUUCGAUCGUGCUUAACCUACCGGGGAGCAGCCAAAGUUUGAAAGUCUUGACGAAAACUUUCGUAUGUGCUCUGAGAGAACUUCGCGUGGAGAGGAGAGGGGAACAAGAGAAUGUCAAUUACGGAAAAUGCUCCAUCAGUUUCUUCCAAGAGAAUGAUGGGAAUUGUUUGAUUACCUCUGUAGUGUUGCCUACUUUAUUUGCACCCAAGAGAUAAACUCAAGGUGUUGGGCAAUAGAUCAUGCAUCAGCAUGUAUAGUUUUGAGGGAGACUACAGGCGCAAGCCUCAGCAGAAUCUAUCAGGUGCUAGCAGGCGGGACGAGAGAGCCGUUCUCCUGCAGCACGCGCAGUUGGAGAGGCUAAAGAGAGAGCAGCAACGCAAGAAGCAUGAUGCAGCAUUGAAGAUACAGGCGCGUAUACGCAGCUUCAUCACCAGGAGGCUGGUGUGCGCGCUGAAGAGGAGGGAAUUUGAUGAGGCGCAGCAGGCAGUCGGACGUAGAAACCUGAGCCUGGAAGAGCUAGUGCCGUACCUGCGAAAACUGUUAUUCUUUUACGAUCACACUCUGGACGCCAACAGACUCAUAUGGGUUCUUCAACACUUACUGAAACACCAGGAAGAGAUUAAAUUGAAGUCGAUAAGUUCGUCGCAAUGGCUAUGGAGAUUGCGGUGGAUCCUUCGCAUGUGUAUGCGAUACAACACAGAGACGCCGAACGGAACGUACUCUUUGGCGAUACCGUUACGGGUUCUGGAGGUAUUCACAGCGCGAGAGGAUACAGAGAAGGUGCUACAUGAACACAGUUAUCGGCAUCUCGAGAGUAUAUUUGUCUAUCUGAUCCAGCACAACUAUUUCGAGCAGCUGCGAAAAUUGCUGGACGAAAAGGUGCCGCCGAUGGCGGAAGUGACGUCGGUUGCACCUACGCCGAUCUCUAAGUGCUUGUUGGACAUGAUUAAACGACCCGUGGACUUGAUUUCUUACGUGAAUCACAAGGAGACAUUUUCCACGCUCGUGCUACGGGAAUUAUGUGGCAGUGUAUUCUCACCUAGACUGUCCGAUCCGAUUCGUAUGUUUGUUGUGCCAGCACUGGCAGAAUUCAAAGACUUUCCGUAUAUCCAGUUGAUCGCUUGUAUCAAUCGACUUCAACUCGAACCUACGAUAAACCUGCUCUAUUGCGUACUGUUGUUGGAUUCGUCCAGUCAGUUCUCAUGGUGUGAGGAUGCGCUGACGAACUAUCUGCAAGUGCUUGCAUCCCUGAGUUCGACCAUCGUGCCGUUGAUGGCAGAGCAAAGUGUUUCGGAACGACAGCAGGCUGACAACGAUUCAGACAACGAAUCCAAUGGCAGCGUAACCGAUCAGGAGCAGGCCGACAUUCUGCGGCAAUGCGUCGAGAUGUUGAACGAGCAGCAGCGCGUAAAUAGCAUUUUAUCGACGGUUGAGCAGAGCCAAUCAGAUCCCUCUAUGCUGCUGCAACCACUGUGCCGGUUAUGCCAUCACUUGCUCAUCACCAAUAAGUUGGCCGUUCAAAAGUACAAACUGCUCUAUAUGCUCGCAUUCAAGCCGGUGUUCCUUAAACAUCUGUGGACCAGUUUAGCAUCAAUUCGCCAGACGUCGUUGUUCGGUGGUGGUGUCGCCACGUCUCUCCUGCAGAUUAUAUCCCGCGGAAUCGCCCUCUCGACGGAGGACACCGACAGGAUAGUCCCGUUACUGGCGGUGUUUUGCUCGUUGUUUAGUCUGCUGAUCGCAACGUUACACGACACCGAGUUCUUCCUUGAUCAAACCUCCGCGGUGGAGCACAUGUCCAACAACCGGCAGCAGCACGCGAUGCCCUUCACCAUAGCGGAGCUAGCAGUGCUGUCCGGUCACUUAAAGGGCGUUUGCCUGGGUCUGGUGGAACUCGCGUUUCCCGAUACUCGGCCUACGGUGCGCGACGACUACAAGACCGCUGUGCUGGGUCCUACGUCCGCUGUUCAGUGCCGACACGACACGCAGAUCUGGACGCAUUUGUUUAAGGUUACGGUGGGUCUUUUACGACAAUUACACACGCGUGAUCUAAGGCGGCAAUUUUGUCCGGAAGGUCACUGGAUCGCAUCCAACGUCGUCAUUCCCAUUGACAAACCACAAGACUUUGCAUUUCGCAGACGCCGACUACGUGGAUACGUACCCUUCCAGAAUCUCAGGGCCUUCACGAGGGAGGAGUUCGAGGAGGGACCACCACUCUCGGCGACAGAAGUGCGAACAUUGACGCUGUUGCGCGAGAUACCGUUUGUCGUACCGUUCAACAAUCGCGUAGUGGUGUUCCAGUCAUUGAUCUACAAGGACAAGGCGGAGCAGCAGGGCGAACUCGCACACUUCAUGCAGGGCCCAUCGAUACAGAUUUCCGUGAGACGAAACUACCUCUACGAAGAUGCUUUUGAUAAACUGUCACCGGAAAACGAGCCGGAACUGCGGUUGAAAAUGCGAGUGCAGUUAGUCAAUACCGCGGGAUUGGAAGAAGCUGGUGUCGAUGGCGGCGGUCUAUUCAGGGAGUUUUUGUCCGAACUGCUAAAGACCAGUUUUGAUCCUAACCGUGGCUUCUUCAAACUCACCAAGGACAAUAUGCUAUACCCAAAUCCCACGGUGCAAUUGCUGGUUGACGACUUCCCGAAACAUUACUACUUCAUUGGCAGGAUUUUGGGGAAGGCGCUAUACGAGAAUCUUCUAGUAGAAUUGCCGUUCGCCGAGUUCUUCUUGUCGAAGAUCGUCGGACGUCAAUCAGAUGUGGAUGUGCACCACUUGGCCUCCCUCGAUCCCAUCAUGUAUCGCAAUCUCCUCUACCUGAAAAGUUACAAGGGCGAUGUGGCAGACCUCGGGCUGGAUUUCACCGUGCUCAGUGACGAGCUUGGCGAAAGGCGAGUCGAGGAGUUGAAGCCGAGCGGCGCCAACAUUCCGGUGACGAAUCAUAAUCGCAUCGAGUACAUUCACCUGAUGGCCGAUUAUAAACUGAACAAGCAGAUACGUGCGCAGUGUUUUGCGUUCAAACAGGGAAUCGGCAGCGUGGUGCCGCUCGACUGGCUACAGAUGUUCAACAACAAGGAAUUGCAGGUGCUCAUAUCGGGCGCGCAGAUUCCCGUGGACGUGAAGGACUUGAUGUUACACACGAAUUACACUGGCGGAUACGCAUUCGAUCAUCCGACCAUCACCGCCUUCUGGAAGGUCGUCAACGAGUUCAAUGAUCAGCAGAAGGGUCAACUUCUUAAGUUCGUCACCAGUUGCAGUCGCCCUCCUCUCCUAGGAUUCAAGGAACUUGAUCCACCGUUCUGUAUCCAACACGCCGGCACCGUGGAUCGUUUGCCGACCUCGAGUACCUGUAUGAACUUACUGAAACUUCCCGAGUUUCCGGAUGAGAAAACUCUACGCGAGAAACUCCUAUAUGCGAUACAAGCCGGCGCGGGUUUUGAGCUCAGUUAGAGAUUUUUUAUUUCACUUUUCCUAAUAUUCAUUUGAUCCAAACGUGUAAAUAUAAUGUAUAAUUCGGUGAGUACACAGUACAAGGUAUAAUGAGGAGAAAAUAUCACGGCGACUUCGGUCACAUUGUAUUUUACGUGAGUUAGAACCUCAUACAAGGAUUCUCAUGGUGAAAAGCGGUGAAGAUUAUUAUUAAUAUUAACAGGAGGGGCCAAUUAUAUAGACACUAAGAAAUAGUAUCUACCAACGGAGAUUAUCGUCGAUGUCACUUCGACGUUCCGCCGUUUGUAAAAAAAAAUAAAGAAGACACGAGACGUUUGGUGUGUGUGUGUGUGUGUGUGUAUAACGUAUGUCGCAAAGCGCGUACGGAUAUUUUUUUGGUUUUCAAUUUUUCUUACCACCUUUGGCCUACGAUUGUAUAAAUCAUGUAUAUUUUUAUUGUUUUAUAUAUUCGCCAUGUGAUUUUGUCACAACGACUGCUAUUUUACUUCAAAUGUAUGCGAGAGAAUAAAUGUAUGUAUUUAUGAGGUAUUGUUAAGUGUAAAUAAAAUAUCUUAAAGUGUUAAAAAAA